This is a messenger RNA of Prunus avium (sweet cherry), 991 nucleotides long. Its product is annotated as UDP-glycosyltransferase 71A16-like. NCBI's taxonomy places the organism in Eukaryota, Viridiplantae, Streptophyta, Magnoliopsida, Rosales, Rosaceae. The record is from RefSeq and is a predicted model, not a curated record. Gene Ontology annotation, molecular function: UDP-glucosyltransferase activity.
CAAGAUUUUUUAUAAAAUAAAACGUUAGACCUUUAUACAAUUCAUCACAAAAAUGCCAGCAAAGGCAUGACAUCAAAUCAAUUGAUUAACCAUAUAUAUAAGCAAGUUAAUCAGCUGAGCUUUUCAUUGCCGUCAUCUUUCUUCAUCUCCACAAAUGAAGAGACCAGCAGAACUUGUGUUCAUCCCAGCCGCAGGGAUUGGCCAUGUUGUGUCCACAAUUGAGACAGCAAAGCUCUUAGUUUCUCGUGAUGACCAUCUCUUCAUCACACUUCUCAUCAUGAAACGACCCUUUGACAAACUCUUCACAAACACGGACGAUGAUGAUAAGGGUUGGGAUAUCCUGAGUUGGCUUGAUGAUCAACAACCAUUGUCCGUAGUUUUCCUCUGCUUUGGGAGCAUGGGAAGCUUCGGUGAGGCCCAAGUGAAAGAGAUAGCAUGUGCGCUAGAGCACACUGGGCUCCGGUUCUUGUGGUCCCUACGCCAGCCCCCACCGAAGGGUAAGAUGGCUAUGCCAAGUGAUUAUGCGGAUCCUAGUGGAGUCUUACCCGAAGGGUUUCUUGAUCGAACGGCUAAGAUUGGGAAAGUCAUAGGGUGGGCCCCACAAGUGGACAUUUUGGCCCACUCGUCAAUCGGAGGGUUUGUAUCCCAUUGUGGAUGGAAUUCCACGCUGGAGAGUAUGUGGUAUGGUGUUCCCGUGGCGACGUGGCCAAUGUAUGCGGAGCAACAAACAAACGCAUUUCAGCUGGUAAAGGAAUUGGGAUUGGCUGUGGAGAUCAAAAUGAAGGACAGUGAGGUGGUUGUGAGUGCACAGGAAAUAGAGAGAGGAAUAACACAAGUGAUGGAGCAUGAUAGUGUUAUAAGGAAGAGGGUGAAGGAAAUGAGUGAAAAGGGCAAAAAAUCCAAGAUGAAUGGUGGAUCCUCAUACUCUUCAUUGGAUCAUUUUAUUGAUCAGAUUUAACAUUUGAUUCAUCAAAGCUUAAAAUCAUUUGUA